This is a messenger RNA of Ochlerotatus camptorhynchus, 1914 nucleotides long. RefSeq names its product T-complex protein 11-like protein 1. The record is from RefSeq and is a predicted model, not a curated record. The transcript is spliced from 4 exons. Gene Ontology annotation, biological process: signal transduction. NCBI's taxonomy places the organism in Eukaryota, Metazoa, Arthropoda, Insecta, Diptera, Culicidae. The coding region runs from base 256 to 1764 and encodes 502 amino acids.
UUCGUCGCUAGUCGCAAAUUUGGAAAAGAGUGAGUGCUGCUAUUGAAAUUGACUGUUUCAUUCGACCAAGUAAUUAAAAAGCUUUGUGUUGUCGUCACAUUUGUGCAAACAGUGAUACAAAUCGUCCAGCCACUUCAAAGUGAAGUCCAGUGAUCUCGUCUAUCGGACCCACCACCAGAAAGCCGUUCGAGAUCGAGACACGGAUAUUGAGAGGGAAAGCAACGGCAGCAACGCAAGGCGAAUAAAAGCAAAACCAUGCCAGCUGAUGCAUUUUCAAGAAUGGAUUCGUCCGGAUCCGCGGCCGAAGCGGCCUCGUCCAGCGAGGCGAAGGACAUUCCUGCCAAUAUUGAAGCUGCCAUCCUGAGGGCACGAACUGAGAGUGAAGGAUCCGAUAAGUCCGGUCCCACUCGCUUCGUUCUCCCGGGAACUUCCGGUAGUCCGCCGAAGAUCCUCACCUUGGAUGAAGUUCAGGACGCCGUUAAGAACAUCGAAAACAUGACUUUGGCUCACGAAAUCGCCGUCAACAGUGACUUCAAACUGCAACCGUACGAGCCUCCGGAGAACUCCCUGGAACGAAUCAUCAAAGACACCAUGCACAAAGCGUACUGGGAGAUUCUGCGGGAGCAACUGGAACGUCAACCACCGUGCUACGAUAUGGCCAUCCAGCUGUUGGCGGACGUUAAGGAUGCCUUCCAAAGUGUGCUGAGCAAAAACAACGAACGUGCCCUUACCAGGAUCAACGAGAUCCUCGAUGAAACUGUAAUACGGCAGCAGGCCGAGCAAGGCGUACUGGAUUUCCAGGUCUACGCCAAAUUUGUGAUUCACAUCAUGGCCCUGUCAUGUGCUCCGGUUCGAGAUGAACAGAUUGCCAAACUAAAAGACAUUCAAGAUGUAGUGGAACUGUUCCGUGGCAUUUUGGAAGCCUUGCAACUGCUAAAGUUGGACAUGGCCAACUGUCUGCUAGAUGCCGCUAGGAACGACGUGAUUGCAAACUCCGUCGAGUACGAAAAGCAAAAGUUUAAGCAAUUCCUCGAACUCUACAAGGAUGGCUUCCCGGAGACGGAAAAAUGGCUCAAACGUAACAAAGUGCCCGAAAAUACUGCCCAGCCAGGGCCAGCGGCGGCUGAUCCGUCGACAACUGGUAGCGACAAUCAGCAGCGUCGUUCAAAAGACACAAUCUUCAAUGCGUACUUGGAGCUUAUCGAUUGGAACACAGAGAACGAGUUCCCGGAAAUGCUGGAAAUGGACCGGGAUCGUGUGAUCGGUCUACAAGGACGUGCCUCUCGUUUGUGCACCUGCGCUUCUACGCUUGCCAUCACUUGUGCUGCCAUUCCGUCAAUCGCUCAAGUAGCAGAUCUACGUAAGAACCUCGCCAAGGAGCUGGUCAUUCUGCUUCAAAAUUGCAACAACACCAAAGACCUGGAUGACAACAUCGAGAACAUUUGGCUGCACGUUCGAUCUGUGAUCGCAGCGCGAUUGCAGGAAACCAACCAACCCAAACUGGACGAAGCCGUAGAGAGUACGCUAAAGACUCAGAUUCUUCAAAUAGCUAAGAAGGAAUCUCCGGUUCGGAAUCUGAUGUGGAAACGUUUACUGGCGUACAUUCAGCUGGUGCUUAGGACGAAUAGUUCCAUUCCGGUGCCUCCCGGAUUCCAGGAAUUUGCGGACGAUGUGGAAGGCCUAGCCACGGCAUUCAAACGUAUUUCCUACUACAACUAUGCAGUUUACGGAGAGUAUUUUCACGAGAUUUUGAACAAGAUAUAAACUGGGUUCGGGAAUAUAAUCAUCUCGAAUGUAGGAUCUUCCAUGUGCAGUUAUCAUCAUUUACAUCGCAGUGUGUAAUUUUCGUGUAUUUCCAUUCGAACGUUAUAAUUUAGAACAUUUUUGUUCAGUAAACAUAAUAUAUCACUACAA